AUGAGAAAAGUAACAUCAAACCAUGCAGUACCUUUAACAUGCAUUUUGAGCUGCACAUGGAUGUUGAUUCUGAUUUCUUCUUCAUUUGCACUGAAACCUGCCAAAACUCCUGUGAUAGGAAAAAAACCUUUUAUUGCUGCUUGGAAUGCACCUAUAGACCUCUGUACAACAAAGUACAAUAUAAGUGUCAAUCUCAAAAUGUUUCACAUCAAUGGGAGCCCAAGGGCUUCUUUAACAGGACAGAAUGUCACCAUAUUUUAUGCAAACAGACUUGGAUUCUAUCCUUUCUACACAGAACAGGGCUUACCAGUAAAUGGUGGGAUUCCACAGAACUGCAGUUUGGAAACUCAUCUACUGAAAGCAGAUGAAGACAUUAAGUUUUAUAUACCUUCAGCUGAUUUCAGUGGACUGGCAAUUAUAGACUGGGAAUACUGGAGGCCACAGUGGAAGCGGAACUGGUACAAGAAGGACAUAUACAAGAGGAAAUCCAGGGAGCUAAUAUCCAAGGCCUAUAUAAAUGUUACUGCUGAGCAAAUUGAACAUUUAGCCCAGGACAGGUUUGAGCGAAGCGCCAUGGCAUUCAUGAAGCAGACAGUUGAGCUUGGAAUUCAAAACCGUCCGAAAGGCCUGUGGGGCUACUACCUGUACCCAGACUGCCACAAUUACAAUCUUCAUGAAGAGAACUAUACAGGCUCCUGCCCUGUGUUGGAAAGCCUUAGGAAUGAUGAACUCUUCUGGCUAUGGAACAGCAGUACAGCUCUCUUCCCAUCCGUAGCUAUUAAGAAAUCUCAUGCGGACAGCAUCAACAACUUACACUUCUCCAGAUUCCGAGUCCUUGAAUCCAUGAGGAUUGCUUCCAUGACAUCAAUGGAUUAUGAUCUGCCAACAUUUGUCUACACUCGCCUUGGAUACCGCGAUGAUCCACUGUCAUUUCUGUCAAUGCAAGAUCUUAUUUACACUAUUGGUGAAAGUGCAGCUUUGGGUGCUGCAGGAUUUGUUAUUUGGGGAGAUCUCAAUCUGACCUCAUCCAGACACAACUGUUCCAAAGUAAAUUUGUUUAUGAAUUAUGAAUUGGGUCUGUAUAUCACAAAUGUGACAAAAGCAGCUGAAGUGUGCAGCGAGUUUCUCUGCCAGAACAACGGGAGGUGUGUGAGAAAGGAUUGGCAGGCCUUUCACUAUUUACACUUGCACCCAAAUAGCUACAUGAUACAGCCUUCAAAUGAGGGUGAGUUUAUUGUCACAGGACAGGCUUCAAGUGAGGAACUCUCAGACUUGAGAGAGAAGUUUUCUUGCCACUGUUACCAAGGGUACGGUGGACAGAAAUGUGACAUCCUGGACAAACCAGGAAAACCUGAUAGCUCCACAUCCAAACCUUUCAAUUCUGUGGUGACAGUUUUUUUACUUUCUGUUGUGAACUUCAUUGUAUGAAGACUAUGGACCAAUGAUUAGGAAUAUAGGACCACUAUUUCAAUGAAUGCAUAUGGAUGGCAUAUUCAUCAAACUGUUAGAAGCCUAAGAUGAAAUUUGGGGGAGGGAUUAUUUGAAUGAAUGAUUGCUUUCUUAUUAGAUCACUUCCUUGUAUGCUAUAUAAAUCUCAGGUAAACUCACCUGGCUGUUGCCGUUGCAACCCCAGUUGUAACCCUAUCCCCAACCUCCACCUUAAUGCAGGCAGUCCCCUUGAUGUGGGGAACGGGCAUGGCUUUGACACAGUCCACCCCUGCUAACCUGGCGUCCUUAACAGGCAGGACCAGCGGCCAAAUAGUCCAUAAUCACCACUUCACCAUACCCAAACAAGCAGUCAUGAUCACUGCUUAAUUUGUGCCGGGGCUAGCCGGGGCUCAGCCCAGCCGCCUCUAGACUUAUCAGUUCAUAGCCCCAACACCUCUUGGCUUGCUGCAAUCUAGUAAUUCAAGUAAAUAUCUCAUUUUUUUUUUCUUAAAAUUCUCAACACAGUAUCCAUUCUGAAAGUCCUUUCAUGCACUAGAGAUGCAAGCAGCAGCAACAAGGC
Messenger RNA from Acipenser ruthenus (sterlet), 2008 nucleotides. RefSeq names its product hyaluronidase-4-like. The transcript has 3 exons. Gene Ontology annotation, molecular function: hyalurononglucosaminidase activity. Gene Ontology annotation, biological process: hyaluronan catabolic process; carbohydrate metabolic process. The coding region runs from base 1 to 1428 and encodes 475 amino acids. NCBI's taxonomy places the organism in Eukaryota, Metazoa, Chordata, Actinopteri, Acipenseriformes, Acipenseridae. The record is from RefSeq and is a predicted model, not a curated record.